Messenger RNA from Penicillium longicatenatum, 3402 nucleotides. RefSeq names its product ankyrin repeat domain-containing protein. Bases 1 to 3402 code for a protein of 1133 amino acids. Gene Ontology annotation, molecular function: protein binding. NCBI's taxonomy places the organism in Eukaryota, Fungi, Ascomycota, Eurotiomycetes, Eurotiales, Aspergillaceae. The record is from RefSeq and is a predicted model, not a curated record. The transcript is spliced from 10 exons.
AUGCCAAAUCGAGAAAUGCCGUCCUUGAAGGAUGAAGAAAAGCACAUUGUGGCAACGGUCGUGGGUGACCUGCAUCUCGACAAUGCUAAUAGGAAAGGCUUAGCAGCGGACAUCCAAAAGAAAUUAGAUGAGGCAUACCCACAUCGAGACAGAACGUCAUCCAUUGAAAAGCUUUUGUUGGUAUUAAACAGGUUUGUUUCUGUUGGAGAUGUCGCUGUUAGCUUUGACCCUGUUCAUGCUGCCCUGCCAUGGGCUGCCCUUCGAUCUGUUCUUGUGAUUUUGACCGCAAAACACGAGUUGAAUGGAAUUAUCCUCGCUGGAAUGGCCGAGGUCACUUGGCUCCUCGUCCGGUGUGACACAUAUCAGCAAUUGUACAUGUCUCCAGAUCCUACUCUUCGCCCACCCGAAACCGUGUUGAGAGAUUUGAGAUCAUUCAUAGUUCAAGUUUAUGCAGAAUCACAGUCAUUUCUUGCAUUCAUGAUAAGGCGUCCGCAGAGCAAAAUCAUGAUAGAUGCUGCAUUCAAGCUUGAACCAACGCGAAACCAUGUUGAAAGUCGAUCUGGUCUCAGAGACCUUUGCGAACUUGUGGCAGAGUUCCCAGUCAUCCAGCAAAAGGUAGAAUUAAUCCUGGAACGAAUGAACGCUAGAGAUGAGCGCGAGAUUUUAGACUGGAUCUCGCCAAUACCAUACGGGAAGCAUCACAUCUCAGUGAAGGAGGCUCGAACUCCUGGCACUUUUUUGUGGCUCCAAGGCUCGAUUGGAACUGGGAAAACAUUUAUCACCUCCAAGGCCAUUGACCAUACUUUGAAUGGACUUAAAAGCCAAUGGGACCAUGUGGGCUUCGCAUAUUUCUACUGCAAUCGGAACGAGGAUUCUCGAAAAGAUCCACUCUGCGUGCUUCAGAGCUACGUUCGUCAACUCUCAACUGCUGUUGGAGCUCCGGGAUAUAUGCGGAAAAGCCUUCAAGUCGCUAGCGAAGAAGCGAGACGUCGAGCAUCACACUUUGGCGUUGAAGAAUGUAAGACCCAGCUGCUAGAGUCGAUAAGCGGGUAUUCCCAGACGAUUCUCAUUCUUGAUGCCCUCGAUGAAUGCGACCCCAUAUCUCGUUGCAAGCUCAUUGAAGCGAUAUGUGACUUGGUAUCUAAAUCUGAUCGGCCAAUCAAGGUCUUCAUCUCAAGUCGGCCUGACAGCGAUAUCAAGCAUGCACUCAGAAGUUGGCCUUACAUUGAGGUCCUUGCGAUGGAUAAUGAACGUGACAUCGAAAGAUUUGCUUAUCUACAGAUAGAGCAGAUACUCGAAUUGCCAACUGAAGCAGACAUCCGAAAUAAGCUCGGCAAACUUCCGCUUGGACUUAAAGAUGCGUACGAUGAGAUUUACGAAAAAGCUACUAAGUCCCCUCACGCAAAGAUUCUCGUCGAUCGCGCGUGUAAGUGGGUGAUGAGUUCCUUCAAACCUUUCACCAGCUCUGAGCUUUUGUCUGCAAUUAGCGUUGAUUCUGCCCAUGUCAUCACCGAUUUUGAAAACAAAACCGACGAGUUAGGAUUACAGGCUCUAUUCAGCAAUCUGCUUGUCUUAGACUCUGAAAGAAGGGUUUGGAGAUUCACGCAUCUGUCAGUGGUUGAAUAUUUUGAAGUCAACCAUUGGGGCCUCCGGGAGGCUCACUCGAAUGCUGCCAAAGUUUGUUUUAGGCUUCUGAUUGAUAUGUAUGACAGCCCGGUCUACGAAAUGUCUAUGAAGGGCUUAGGCGACAGGCCCAAAGCAGAAGCACAAAACGCGACUGAACAGAUCGGUCCGUUCCAGAAAUAUGUGGUACAACACUGGGUGAUCAAUGUCAGGACCUACGAGGAACAGAUAGCCAAAGAAGAACAAGAAGGGGACGUUUCAUUAAUAGACCUUUUGAAAUGUUUUUUUGGCUCCCCCUUUGAGAGUAGUGUUCAAUACCGCGCUUGGUACCGUCGCCUUGACGCCCGCGAAAGCAUAGACUCGAGUCUGUUGAGAGGUAUUGACAAGGAAGAAAUAUCUCCAGAAGAGGUUACCAUUUGCGUGAUGUGCAGAUUUUCUCUUUUCAUUCUCCUGCGUGACUGGUGGAACAAUAUAGGAACCACAGUCACACAAACUAACGGGUGGGGUGACAGUCUCUUGACUAUGGCCGCUGCGGCAGGCUCCAAGUCUAUCUGUGAGAUACUUACGAAGCAUGGAGUAAAGAUAAACCUAUUAUCACCAUGUGGAAGAUAUGGGAGCGCCCUCGCUGCUGCCGCUUUUUUGGGACGAACGGAGAUUGUUAAGUUUCUCGUUGGGAAAGGGGCCGAGCCGAAUCUUAUAUUGUCUGGUGGGGUUUUAGGCAGUGCCCUCGUUGCUGCUUCUGUUUUGGGACGUAUAGAGAUCGUUCAGUUCCUCGUCGAGAAAGGGGCGGAGCCAAACCUUGAGUUGCCGACUGGGAUCUACGGGAGCGCUCUUGCUGCGGCCGCAUCUAGAGGGCAUGUAGAAGUCGUUCAGUUCCUCGUCGAGAAUUUUAUUGUCUGUUGGGAGAUUGUUCAGUUCCUCGUCGAGAAAGGGGCGGAGCCAAAUCUUGAAUUGUCGAUUUGGAACUACGAGAGCGCUCUUGCUGCGGCCGCAUCUGAAGGGCAUGUAGAAGUCGUUCAAUUCCUCGUCGAGAAGGGGGCGAAGCCGAAUUUCAGAUUGCCGAACGGCAACUAUGGAAGCGCUCUUGCUGUUGCCUCUUCCGGAGGAUAUUACAGGGAUGUGGUCAAGAUCCUCCUUCAGAAGAGGUUUCAUGUUAGCAUUGGAGAUGACGAGAGACCAUUGCCCAUUGGAAAUUUUGCCUUUAAUGGAGACAAUCAUUUGGUCGGCGUCUCUCUUCAGACCAUAAGGGUUGCUUCCAACCCCCCAGAGCCCAUGGGCCGCACGCCACUUCACCUCGCCGCAGUUAGCGGGCAGUCUCAAAUUGUUGAGCUACUUCUCACUCAUGGUGCCUCGCCGGGUGCCAAAGAUCACUAUGGGUCAACUGCAAUAUUCGCUGCUGUUGCAAACGGACACGAGGACGUGGUACAGUGCUUACUAGGAUUUCAAGAUGCCAUUGAUUUUGAAGACCUUUUCGGUCGAAGUCUUUUUUGGUGGGCGAAGAAGAAGAGUGGUAGCAUCAACAUUGUUCGGCUCUUAUUGGAAUAUUCGCAGAAAAAUGGCAUCUUAAUAUCCAAGGCAGAUCUCGAUCUUGAAUGUGAUUUGGUUCCCAGGGGGGGGAACGGCGUGGUGCGACGUGUGUACUCAGGAUAUUUCCGACGAGAGCUUGGCUACAUAUGUGCGGCUUGUGUUGACUUCGAUGUUUGUGUUGAGUGUUAUGAAGUGGGUGGUCGAUGUUUGUACCAUCCUGAUGAGCUUGCGUUCAAAGAACCGAGGGGCUGA